Molecule: messenger RNA, 1351 nt
Organism: Olea europaea var. sylvestris
Lineage: Eukaryota; Viridiplantae; Streptophyta; Magnoliopsida; Lamiales; Oleaceae
Exons: 3
Coding region: 500-1210 (236 amino acids)
Biological process (GO): vesicle-mediated transport; intracellular protein transport
Cellular component (GO): cytoplasm
Molecular function (GO): GTP binding; GTPase activity
Source: RefSeq, a predicted model, not a curated record
CGACAGCCCUAAACUCUCUCAUUGUGGAGACGAGAAAGCGAAGAUCAGCGUCCACUUUCGCCAAACCAGACGACCACCGCGAACGCCACAAUCACCAGACGGGAUUUAGGGUGUCAUCAGCGACACGCAUGUGAAAGCUUGCAAGGAAAAGCAUCAACGACGUCGGCAGUGUCGUUGCAGUAACUCUUCCAGAGAACUCCGCCAUCGGAACGCAUCUCCGCCGACCCCAAAUGGAGCUCGUCAGCCUACAGCAUGGAAACGUUCCACUAAGCGAGCCGCCCUUCGCAUAGGAGGGGGUCGAGCCUCGGGGUCCAAAACUUAUGCGCGUUGGAGCCCAGAUACAUGAACUUUCAUUGCGGCCUGUGAAACUGCCAUCGUCGAGGGACGUCGGAAUGACCGGUGUUUUACGAAUUACGGCUGGCAACGAGUCUCCGCGAUUUUCAAAAUAAUCACCAGCCACAACUGGAGCAAGCAGCAACUACGCAACUGCUGGGAUGCAAUGCAUCGAACACACAAACGUCUCUUUGAGCUUUUAAAUAGCAGCGGGGUUGCGUACAACGAAUCCACCGACCAAAUUGUCGCAUCGAAGGAAUGGUGGAACCGAAAGAUUAAGGAAAAUAAGGACGAUAAAGAAUUUAAAGACAAGGACGUCAACAAUAUCUAUGUUCGCUACCGUCAGCUAUUCGGCGACAAGUACGCAGUCACGCCAACAAAAUUGUGCAAAACUGGAUUCUGCCUAUUCGAGGAUAGUGUGCUCGAAGACAAUAUGGACGUAAUCCCGAUUGACGGGGAGAGCAGUGGUUCUUGUGAUGAGAUGGACAAAGCAAACGUCGGAGUUGGCAUAAACGUCUCUAGCACCACCAGUGGCCGUAAAAGGAAGUCUUCUAGCGCUAAGCAACGUGGCAAGAAGAAAAAGAUCUCAGCGCGUGAGUUGUUGUUCUCAAUCGACCGUGCCACCAGUGCAGGGGAGAAAGUGGCAGUGAAAAUUAAUACCAUGAUGACUUCGAAAAACAAUGCCGGCAUUGCUUGCGUUGAAGAGUUGUUGGCGACGGGACGACUGCAGCGGCGUACACCUCUCUACUUUUUCGCAUGUGCACUUCUUGCACAGAAGCGCUACUGGGACAUGCUCGGCGUCAUGAAUGACGUUAAUGAGAAAUUUGAGUGGAUCGAGUGGAUGUUCAAUGAGCGGGACAAGCAGUUGCACCUGUGAUUGUUGUGAACUUUAUGUUUGUGUGCAAUCGAUCUGUAAAAAGUUUUAUGUAAUCCGUUUUCACUUUGUAUGCACUUUUCGAUCAGCGUUGUACAUUAUGCGUGCGAGUAAUUAUCGUAAUAGGCUGAUAUUCAAACUGUU